CAACAUCAGGUGCAAUUAUCAGGAAUGGAAUUUCGGCCAAUUGAUUAGAAAUACUUUUUACAUGAGAAAGAUUAAUUAAGACAUGAUCCUUUUGCAGAUAGUUUAGAAUAAUAUUUCUCGUUGUUUAAAAGGAGAACAAUAUGUCAUUUCUUACUGUGUAUUUCGAAUAAGUAAAAAGGCUUAUAGCUGUGUUCUUUAUUGGUCUAAUGAUCCCUUCUAUCAUAUUGCAAGCAGAGUAUAUUGAAGUUGAUGUUGAUGAGGGCGUAGGUGAGUUUUAGAUGAAGGAUACAUGGGAUCCACCGAUCAGUAUAUAUAUGUUUUCGAAAUCUGAUGAUUUGUUAUUAGAUGUUCAAUUAUAUUUGAAUGGUAAACCAAUAGAAGAAUUUACCAUUUAAGAAAAAUUGAUAAUUGAUACUUAAUACAUUAUAAAGAGUGAAAAAUCUUAGACUUUUAGUAAGCUUAUUUUUAACAUAAGGGAAGCAGUUAGAUUGAUGGCACAAUUCGAUUUCGUUCCUGCAUCUUAUUUAAUUAUAAUUGUUGUGAUGCUUGUUAUAUCACUACUGUACUCAAUCAUAACUUAUGCUCGUUACAGAUAACUCUGA
This is a messenger RNA of Paramecium primaurelia, 602 nucleotides long. The record is from the annotation of a GenBank genome assembly. NCBI's taxonomy places the organism in Eukaryota, Ciliophora, Oligohymenophorea, Peniculida, Parameciidae.